Messenger RNA from Metopolophium dirhodum (rose-grain aphid), 606 nucleotides. RefSeq lists its product as uncharacterized. Bases 1 to 606 code for a protein of 201 amino acids. The transcript has a single exon. The record is from RefSeq and is a predicted model, not a curated record. Lineage: Eukaryota; Metazoa; Arthropoda; Insecta; Hemiptera; Aphididae.
AUGGAAAACACGAACAUUCCUCGAGUAUUCAACAUAAAAAUACUAGGCUUAACCUUUGAUUCAAAACUAACAUGGCAAACUCACAUAAACAACAUAAAAAAUGAAGCAAAAUCUAAACUCAAUAGAAUAAAAACACUAAGUAACCACGAAUGGGGUGCAGAAAGCAAAACAUUACAGACAAUACACAACUCAAUAAUCCUCUCAGGACUAGAAUAUGGCUCAAUACUAUAUGCAGGAGCAUCUGCGGUUACAAUCAAAACUUUAGAUCCUAUUCACAAUACAGCCCUAAGAUUGUCAAUUGGUGCUUUCAAAAGCAGCCCAGUUCUCAGCAUCAUAAACAUCACAGGCUCUAAAUCAGUUGAAAAAAGGAGAAUAAAACAUACAUUGGAAUACUCUUCAAAAACAUUAAAAGCAACAAAAAAUCCCUUCAGCACUAUAUUAAGAAACUCAAUCAACCAAUUCCAAAAUAACGAUAUAAACAAUCUUGGCACUCGUACAGCCACCUAUGCCUCAGACCUCAAUAUUACUUUUACAAACCAAAUUAUCCUCAAGUCUCUGAACAACCACCAUGGAUUACCUCAAAUCUUCUCAUCUAUCUCAACCUAA